AUGGAGUUCCACAGCAAGUGGGUUGCCAUCGGCAAGAAGAGGGGCAUGGAUCAACAACAUCUAAUGAUGAAGGCCGAGCCUGAUGCUCGAUUUGUGUUCGAGUUCGACGGUGUAACAGAAUGUAACCUGCAGAGGGCAGUUGGGAAGGGCUUGAGGCUUCGUCGUGCCGGCCACGCGAUUUGGGAAUUGGGAUUUCGAUUCGCCGCUCUUCUCCCUCUCGCGAUCUCGCUACGUUCUUCGUCGCGUGAGGAUAUUCAGAGAUGCCCAUUCUUGAGAAACAUCCAUCAGCCUACUAGCUUCUCCUUCUCAGCUGUCAAUUUUUCUACCCCUGUACGAGGCCAUGGUCCAAUCUUUGAAGAUGGACCAAAUUUUGACAAUGCAUUCAGUCUUUUCCAUGGACAUAAUGGGGUCGUUCCACUCUCAGGAAGAACAUUUGUGCCUGAUCAGAAACUAGAGCCUGAGAUUUCACCUGAGUUUAAUCCCUUAGCAGCAAAGGCAGCCACAAUCAGCCUUUCAGCUUUUGGACCAGGAGGACCUUUUGGCUUUGAUUUCUUCUCAAACAAGUGGAAGAAGCAGAAUGGUAGAUCAUCCAAUUCUCAGAAAAGAGGCGAUUCAGCACACGAGUCACGGAGCAAUGAGUGGCUGGAAACUGGACAAUGCCCAAUAGCAAAGUCAUAUAGAGCAGUCAGUGCUGUACUUCCCCUGGUUGCAAAUGUUCUAAAGCCUCCCCCCAGCAUGAAGCUAAGGUGUCCACCAGUUGUGGUGGCUGCCCGUGCAGCGCUCGCUCGAACUUCUUUUGUAAAGAAUCUCCGACCACAACCUCUUCCAGCAAAAAUGUUAGCCAUAGCCUUGCUGGGUAUGGCUGCAAAUGUUCCCCUUGGAGUCUGGCGGGAGCACACCGAGAAGUUCUCCCCGCAAUGGGUCAUGGCAGUCCAUGCGGCUGUACCCUUCGUUGCAAUGCUAAGGAAAUCCGUGCUGAUGCCCAAGGCAGCCAUGGCGAUUACGAUUGCAGCCUCAAUCCUAGGUCAGACCAUCGGAUCGAGAGCUGAGCGAAUUAGGCUAAAGGCAGUGGCAGCAUCAGCUGCUGACGAAGGAAACCCUGCAAUUCUCAAAACCAGAACACUAAUAUCAGCUACAAAGACAGGGCAAUGUAGCCAUGAAGUAUCAUGGGAUCCUCUCUCCCUUAAGCCAAGGAACACCUCGAAUCCACCAGCCCCUUCGAUAUGCUAUUGAUUGAGAUUAGUUCGCCAGAGUUGGUAUUUGUUCCCCUUCAAUAAUUUCAGCAUCUCCAUGACUGAAUCGUCGUGUAUUAAUUAAUUAUGAAUGAGUUCACAGGAAUAAAUUCAAUUUGUUUCA
Molecule: messenger RNA, 1356 nt
Organism: Zingiber officinale
Lineage: Eukaryota; Viridiplantae; Streptophyta; Magnoliopsida; Zingiberales; Zingiberaceae
Exons: 5
Coding region: 1-1233 (410 amino acids)
Cellular component (GO): chloroplast
Source: RefSeq, a predicted model, not a curated record